AAAGGAGUAGCAACAGCUCGGCAACAUCUGGCUGCUGCCGCUGCUGCGGCUCUUGCCGUCUGUGUGUCUGUCUUUUGGUUGUUAUGGAACACCGCUGAAAGUCACUCACUUUCCUCCUUAGAGGUGGCACAUUUUUUUUCUAUCCGGCUCAGCGGUGAACACAGUUAUGAAGACAGUAUGGAGUUUCCAGACCACAGCAGAAAUUUGCUCCAGUGUCUGAGUGAACAGAGGCAUCAGGGGUUUCUUUGUGACUGCACUGUUUUAGUGGGAGAUGCCCAAUUCCGUGCGCACCGAGCUGUACUGGCUUCAUGCAGUAUGUACUUCCACCUUUUUUACAAGGACCAGCUGGACAAAAGAGACAUUGUUCAUCUGAACAGCGACAUUGUUACAGCCCCAGCUUUCUCUCUGCUGCUUGAAUUCAUGUAUGAAGGGAAACUCCAGUUCAAAGACCUGCCCAUUGAAGACGUGCUAGCAGCUGCCAGUUACCUUCAUAUGUACGACAUAGUCAAAGUCUGUAAAAAGAAGCUAAAAGAGAAAGCCACUGGGGAGGCAGACAGCACAAAAAGAGAAGAAGAUGUUUCAAGUAUUUCAGACAAAGUAGAGAGCUUUUCAGAUGGCAGCAGCCAUGUGGCUGGGGAACUUCCCAGUGAUGAGGAUGAAGCGGAGGAUGAUAAACUAAAUCUAGUGACUAGCAAAAGUGACUUCCCUGUUGAGACUGGGAAAAUGUGGAUAAGAUUGCCCUUAGACUCAACAGGCAUUCCUCAGUCAGGCGGAGAGGCUGAGGCACAUGUAGUAGCAGCUGGAAAAACAGUGGCCAGUCCCUGCAGCUCAACAGGGUCUUUGUCCCAGAUGUCUGCCUCUUCUGAGAGACAUUCAGCAGAUGUCGACUGUGCACUAGACCUGUCUGUCAAGUCCGCCAUUUCAGGGGGUGAAACUCUGAGCAGCUCCCUGUUUUGCAGACCACAAGAUGGGGUGAGAAGUAACCCAAUACAGGUGAAACUGGAAAAGGACAUGAUUCUGGAGGAAACUGAAACUAGCAGCAAUGAUUAUGAUGUAGAACACAGCACUGUGAAGGAAAGUUUAAGCACUAAUGGCAACAGGGUACAGUACGCCACUUCCCAUCUCCUUCCUGUAAGAGAGGACUCUGUUUUGAGGGAGCUGGAUCAAGAUGACAAGAUGAGUGAUGACGAGCUGCUCAGCCCAGAGAAUGAGAGAAUGCAGGCAGAAGGGGGAAUGGACAGCACUUUGCUUCCUUAUGUCUCAAACAUUCUUAAUCCUGCGGGCCAAAUAUUCAUGUGCCCUUUGUGUAACAAAGUUUUUCCCACUCCUCAUAUUUUACAAAUUCACUUGAGUACACAUUUUCGGGAACAAGAUGGAAUCCGCAGCAAACCUACCACUGAUGUCAAUGUUCCAACAUGCUCCCUAUGUGGUAAGACUUUCUCUUGCAUGUAUACACUAAAACGCCAUGAAAGGACUCACUCAGGUGAGAAGCCUUUCACUUGCACCCAGUGUGGAAAGAGCUUCCAGUAUUCCCACAACCUGAGUCGUCAUGCAGUAGUUCAUACACGAGAGAAGCCACAUGCCUGCAAGUGGUGUGAGCGCAGGUUCACACAGUCCGGAGAUCUGUACAGACAUAUUCGGAAGUUUCACUGUGAGUUAGUAAACUCACUGUCUCUCAAAAAUGAAGCACUGAACUUGCCUACUGUUAGAGACUGGACCUUAGAGGAUAGCUCUCAAGAACUUUGGAAAUGAAAAUAUACACGUGUGUUAUAUGUGCCCACAGGCAAACACAUAUAGAUAGAUAUAUCUAGCUACACAGACAUAAUGGUGAUUAAGGUCUGAAAGCAGCCAUGCAUCCUGACCAACAUUUAUUAUUAUCAUUAUUAUUGUUUGCACUUUACAUCAACUUGACAAUUUCAUGCAUGUUACACUGAAGAGAACCAAGUCUUUGACCUGUGAGGGUAGUAGGUAAAACAAAACAGAAUUAAAAGAUUUUUUUUUUUGUGUGGGGAAUAAUUGAUGUUUCACGACUUGGCAAAAUGUGAUAAGACUGUAACUCAUGUUCUAGUGUCUUUUGUUUUAUAAUAUGAGGUACUGUAGUGCCACAAACCUUAAAGAUGACACAUGAAAAUGGUGGAAGCGAUUACAGCAGGUUAUUCUUUAUGAAUGCACUCCUUUUACGUGGCGGUAUGUGUAAUGCAAAAAAAAGGUUUACUACUGGUUAUUCUUCAUUGUGAAGCAUUUUAUUUAUUUUUUAACACUGAAUGGUGUUAAGGUUCGAUCAUAGUUUGUUUUUCUUUGUCUGAAUGAGACAAAGUACUUUUACCUUCAUCCCAUUUAUUACACCUUGCAUUUAGAAUUUGCAUAUUUGACUUUCUGUGGCAUCCAGAGACUUGACUGCUUUUAGACUGUGAAAGAGUUGGUUCUUUUGAAAUUUACUUUGUCAGAGCAGCUGUCUCUGUUGAUGUAGUCGGUGCAGUCAGUGCAUGUUGCAAUAAGGUGUUUUAUGCGGUAGACCCAUGUACUUUUUUUUUUUUUUUUUUUUUUACGGAGUGCUGUGGGAAGCCAUGCACUUUGUAUAAGGGCCAGGUCAUUAAAAAGUGACUACUGCAGCUUAUAGAGUUUUAAAAUGUGAACUACUGUUACCUUUUACUGUAAGUGCAUCAGGUCUGAGGGUGGGACAGGCUUAAUAAACCUGACAUAUUUUGCUAAUGCUCUUAGUAGAAAUUUUUAAGAAGUCACUCUUUAACUACAGAAAUGCAUGAAUUUAUUUUUCAUCGUCUUUUUUUUUUUUUUGAUUGCAUUGUGUAACAAUAGCUAGUGUGCUAAUUUAACUAUUUUAUUUAAUUUUUUAAAAAAAUGUAGUAGAAAGUAACACCAAUGCUGCUAUUGCUGGUGUUGUGAAGUAAAUCUACAAGAAAUGCACUGUUUCCUUUUUUUGUGUUUUUGUUUUCUAAUUUGUAUUAAUUGAACAAUGCUUUUCUUUAAUUUUUUAUUCAAGUUAAAUUCAAAAGAGAAUUCAGGCAAAACAAUACUUAAAAACAGCAAAAAUGUUUACAGAUUCAUAAAGUUGGCAUGCAGUGUUUGCUUCAUGUGAUCACCACUCAGACUUAAGUUGCAUUAAAUCUUGUACCAGAUUAAAUGGUAAAUGGUUAGGUAUCGUUAGUUUAUAAUAUUUAUUAAAAAUGCUUCAUGGAUUCACAAUAGGCACUCUUUCCCCUUUCCCUUUUUGAAUGAAUAUUGAGGAGUGAAGACAAAAAGCACCCCUGACUGAAAAGCUUUUUGAACUUUGAGCUACAGCAGGGAUUGGGUUUGGGGGUGUGGUAGUAAACUGUGUAUCCAGGCAGCAGAGGCUGAUGCCUUAUGUGUUCUUUUAAUGAACAAAACACACAAGGCAAAUCAUUUUGCACAGUGUUUUUCUGUCUUGCACUCAAAUGUCUAUGUGAAUAAAAGGGGGAUGUUAUGUGUUUUUCCUUUUUGUUGUAACUGUUGUACUUGAUUGCCUUAACUACUGUAUACAUAGCUUAUUUUGUGCUUAAAACAUCUAGAUAUAAACAUACACUUUGUUUUGCUGGACUGUUUAAAAUACUGGGUCAAAUAUAUGGGCUGCACUGGCAUUGAUUAAAGGAAAAAAAGCUGUGAAAAUGCCCUCUGAGCAUUGUUUAGUUACUUGAAGACUUUAUAGGUCCUUCAUUGAGAUUUACACUGAAGUUUUCAUUAUUUUAAAACCUAGAAAGGACAAUCAAUGUAGAAAGCAGAUUUGUUCAAUUUUGUGACUGUGAGUGAAGUCCCUUACCCCUUCCCGUGUCUUUUGUUAGAGAUCCAUUUUUGGUUCUGGAGUUAGACUGACAUUUAGCUUUGACAAUCAUAGUAAGUUUUAUUUUCCCAGAGGGGAAUAAAUUAUAAUGCUGUUUAGUUUUGUACUUUGGUGUGCUGUUGGUGAAUUUUUAAAACUGUGUGUUUAACUGAAAUAAAUUAUAUGAACCUGAAA
This is a messenger RNA of Protopterus annectens (West African lungfish), 3991 nucleotides long. RefSeq names its product zinc finger and BTB domain containing 18 (gene ZBTB18). Gene Ontology annotation, molecular function: DNA-binding transcription factor activity, RNA polymerase II-specific; protein binding; RNA polymerase II cis-regulatory region sequence-specific DNA binding. Gene Ontology annotation, cellular component: nucleus. The record is from RefSeq and is a predicted model, not a curated record. Gene Ontology annotation, biological process: regulation of transcription by RNA polymerase II. Bases 178 to 1752 code for a protein of 524 amino acids. The transcript is spliced from 2 exons. NCBI's taxonomy places the organism in Eukaryota, Metazoa, Chordata, Ceratodontiformes, Protopteridae.